AUGUCACACUUAGAACGUAAUUAUUUUUAUGCUUUGGUUGUUAUAAAUUUUUUACUGGCAGUCUCUGUCAUUGGAUCAAUAGCCGGUGAUUGGUAUCAUGUUACCACUGAUGUAGAGUAUGACGUUGGUAAAAGUACAUAUGAUCUAUACAGAAAUAAGUAUACCUCCUCUGGUUUAAGAUCCUCAGUUUACUAUGUAAAUGAAAGUGGUAUCAAUAUCUGUAAAUUCUUUAUUGGUAUUGGAUUCGUCCAAUAUUUGGGUCUCGUUUGUUUUAUUGUUAGUGCAAUUGCCCUUUUAGUAUCAUACCGUACUUGCCACAAGAGAGCAUUGAAUGUAAAUAGAAUUUUCGUAAUCCUGAUGUCACUCUUUGAAAUUAUCUCGGUAAUUUCUUUCAUUGCCGUUAACAAGGUCUUUGAGAGCUCUGGAAUGUGUAGCUAUGGUGGAUCUUACUGUGAUAGAUUCUUUGGAAGCUCAUCAACCAAUGGAUACACCCAAUCCUGGGGUCCAAGUAUUGGAUGGUUCUUUGGCCUCGUAACUAUUUUCCUAUGCAUCUUCAACAACUCUUUUGUCUCCAGCAGAUACAAGGAAAUUCACAAACACGAACACUGUCACUCAGGUGACCAAGUUUCACUGAUCCAAAAUCAAACCGCCAUUUACCCGCAAGGUUACCAACCACAAUAUCAACACCAACAACCAUAUCAACCACAAUAUCAAUAUCAACAACCACCACAACCAUAUCAAUCCCAAUAUAACACUUCCAAACAAUAA
This is a messenger RNA of Heterostelium album PN500, 768 nucleotides long. RefSeq lists its product as uncharacterized. The record is from RefSeq and is a predicted model, not a curated record. Bases 1 to 768 code for a protein of 255 amino acids. Lineage: Eukaryota; Evosea; Eumycetozoa; Acytosteliales; Acytosteliaceae. The transcript has 2 exons.